Messenger RNA from Laetiporus sulphureus 93-53, 633 nucleotides. RefSeq names its product Phox-like protein. The transcript is spliced from 5 exons. Bases 1 to 633 code for a protein of 210 amino acids. Gene Ontology annotation, cellular component: endosome. The record is from RefSeq and is a predicted model, not a curated record. Gene Ontology annotation, molecular function: phosphatidylinositol-3-phosphate binding. NCBI's taxonomy places the organism in Eukaryota, Fungi, Basidiomycota, Agaricomycetes, Polyporales, Laetiporaceae.
AUGGCCUCCCAACUGAACCACGCGGUUACUUCGCAAGACUUCUUGAAACAUCCGUCCCCGUCUACUGAGACUUCUCCUACGACGCCGCAUCCCUUCCAAAAUGCAAAGGGUUUGAUAGAGGUGCUCCCAGACAAGAUUGACAUUGAAGAAGAGGUGCGGCUAUAUGAGGAGCUAUGUGAUAGCCCGGUCAGAUCGAGAUACACUACUCCACGACCUCGUUCGCCGGUGCAAACACCGUCAGUUUUCUCGAAGGAUAUCUGGCUAGGAGACAAUUCUGGCGAGAGUCAGUCGUUUGCGCGUGAGGUGGAAGUUAUCGGAUGGACGAGUGUCGGCGACAAGCGUGGAGGGGCGUACAUAGUGUAUGAUUGUGCCAUCAAGACUAAGGAGGGAACGGUCUUUCACGUGCACAAACGCUACAGCGCCUUUGCAGAGCUGUAUACGAGACUACGUGCUACAUUGCCAGAGGAUCAGCAAAGCUUCGUACCAGCGCUCCCGCCAAAACACUCUUUGGCCAAAUUUCGCCCCACGUUCCUUGACCAGAGGCGACGCCUUCUCCAACACUGGCUGUCUUCUGUGUUGCUGCAUCCUGACAUCGGUGGGUGCAAGGCUGCGAGAGAAUGGGUUAUGAAUUAA